GCAAAACCCUCCGACAUUCUCAUCGCCUCUGUUCCGUUCCUCCGCCGCUGCCUCGCUGAAACGGGGAUCCCGCCGCCGCCGGCAUCCCCAACCCGUCAGCUCCAGAACUCCGCGCCGCACUCCCCGCUUCGUUCGUGAUUCCAUCUGUGAGCCGCAGCAAUGGCAGCGGGUGGUGCGCCGACCAAUAUGCAGAAGGAACAGAUGUUUGGAUUGGCUGAGAAAGAGAUGGAAUACAGGGUUGAUCUUUUCAAUCGGCUUACACAGACAUGUUUUGCCAAGUGCAUCGAGAAGAGGCACAAAGAAGCUGAGCUCAACAUGGGUGAGAACAGCUGCAUUGAUCGAUGUGUUUCAAAAUACUGGCAGGUAACUAAUCUAGUCGGACAGCUUCUUGGAAAUCAGCCUAAAAUGUGAACUGAGAUGAAAUUUCAUUUUGUGGUGCAAUAUUAUGUCUUCCUUUUUGGUUCUAGGGUUUUGAUGUAUUACUAUGUAAACCAAUGUGACAUGGGGUGUUCGAGAGAGAAAUUACAUCUCUAAUUUUUAUCCUUCUAUUGGUGGCGCAAUAGGGAAAACCAACAUGUGAGGUUUCUGAUACCAAAUUCUACAUCUACCCUUCGUUUGAGCUUUGAAAGCAACAUAGCCUUUAGUUUUAUGGAUGCAAAUGUGUAUCCUUUCUGAAAAGAUAAACUGUUUCAACCAGUUUAUAUCAUUGGUCUUACCUUGUUCGGUUAUACCUAGUA
This is a messenger RNA of Setaria italica (foxtail millet), 737 nucleotides long. Its product is annotated as mitochondrial import inner membrane translocase subunit TIM10. Lineage: Eukaryota; Viridiplantae; Streptophyta; Magnoliopsida; Poales; Poaceae. Bases 160 to 411 code for a protein of 83 amino acids. The record is from RefSeq and is a predicted model, not a curated record. Gene Ontology annotation, cellular component: mitochondrial inner membrane. Gene Ontology annotation, biological process: protein insertion into mitochondrial inner membrane. The transcript is spliced from 6 exons.